Messenger RNA from Ilex paraguariensis (yerba mate), 2718 nucleotides. Lineage: Eukaryota; Viridiplantae; Streptophyta; Magnoliopsida; Aquifoliales; Aquifoliaceae. The record is from the annotation of a GenBank genome assembly.
AUGAGGUACAUGAACUUUCAAACUAAUGCCAAGCUUAAGGACAUGAAGCCAAACUUUAAUUUGGAUUGCAACAGAUGCAAAGAGAUUGGGAUGGGAGUAAAAGUUAACCUAACGAUGCAAGGUUUCAAAUCCAAAUUUGCAAUAGCAGCUUUGGUUAUUAUUUCCAUAUGCUUGGGUCUUGCUGCUCUGUAUGAUUUGCUAAAACCAAUCUCAAAUGGUUGUACCAUGACAUAUAUGUAUCCUACAUACAUUCCAAUAUCCUCACCAGAAAAUGUAUCAUCUACAAAGUAUGGGUUGUAUCUGUACCAUGAAGGAUGGAAAAAGAUUGACUUCAACGACCAUCUUAAGAAGCUCAAUGGUGUUCCUGUUCUUUUUAUACCUGGCAAUGGUGGUAGCUAUAAACAGGUAAGAUCCUUGGCAGCAGAAUCUGAGAGGGCUUAUCAAGGAGGACCACUGGAGCGAACAUUUUACAAAGAAGCUUCCCUAACUCUUGAACAGGGAGGAGGCCAUGUAGAUGCAGGCCUUCCAUUACUCAGCCAGUAUUAUUGCAUGCUUGACUGGUUUGCUGUGGAUCUUGAAGGUGAACAUUCUGCAAUGGAUGGUGGGAUACUUGAAGAACACACAGAAUAUGUAGUGUAUGCAAUUCACAGGAUACUGGAUCAGUAUAAAGAGUCUCGUGAUGCUCAAGAAAGAGAAGGUGCUGCUGUCUCUGGUAGACUGCCAAAAAGUGUUAUAUUGGUUGGUCAUUCAAUGGGUGGUUUUGUUGCUAGAGCUGCCAUUGUCCACCCACAUUUGAGGAAGUCAGCAGUUGAAACUGUUCUUACACUUUCAAGCCCGCAUCAGUCUCCUCCCAUUGCACUGCAGCCAUCCUUGGGUCACUACUAUGCAUAUGUAAAUCGGGAAUGGAGAAAGGGAUAUGAGGUCCAAACCUCUCGAACUGGUCAAUAUGUGUCUGAUCCUUUUCUCUCUCGUGUUGUUGUUGUCUCCAUUUCUGGGGGUUAUCAUGAUUUCCAGGUUCGGUCCAAGUUAGAAGCCCUUGAUGGUAUUGUGCCUCCUACCCAUGGCUUCAUGAUUAGUAGUACAGAGAUUAAUAACGUGUGGUUGUCAAUGGAGCACCAGGUUAUCUUAUGGUGUAAUCAACUGGUUGUGCAAGUUUCACACACUCUUCUUAGUCUGAUAGACUCUAAAGCUGGUCAACCAUUUUUUGACCCACGCAAAAGACUUGAAGUAUUUACAAAAAUGCUUCGUAGUGGAAUACCGCAGAGCUUUAAUUGGUUGAGACCUCAGCAGUCACUACAUGUUCCUUUUCGCAAUGGAAAAGAUGUUGCUGGAUCUCAAGUGCACACUGUAUCUGCUUGUCCCAAUAAUGUUCAUUGGAGCAAUGAUGGUCUUGAAAGGGACCUAUAUAUUCAGAGGGAAACAGUCACUGUUUUGGCAAUGGAUGGGAGGAGGCGGUGGUUGGACAUUCAGAAACUGGGGUCAAAUGGAAAAAGCCACUUCAUUUUAGUCACAAAUCUUGCUCCAUGUUCUGGGAUUAGACUUCAUCUUUGGCCUGAAAAGGGAAUUUCUGCUUCAGACUUGCCUGUUAGUAAAAGGGUGCUAGAAGUUACAUCAAAGAUGGUGCACAUUCCUUCAGGACCUGCACCGAGGCAGAUUGAACCUGGUAGUCAGACUGAACAAGCACCUCCAUCUGCCGUAUUUUGGUUGGAUCCAAAAGAUAUGCGUGGUUUCAGAUUCCUGACAAUCUCAGUUGCACCUCGCCCGACUGUUUCAGGCAGACCUCCACCAGCGGCUUCCAUGGCAGUUGGUCAGUUCUUUAAUCCAGAGGAUGGGGAGAGAGAGUUAUCUCCUCUGUUGUUACUUCUCUCGCUGUAUUAUCAAAAGGACUUCAUAUUGAAGGAGGAUCAUCCUCUUGCAUUCAAUCUUUCAUUCUCUAUCAGUUUAGGCCUUCUGCCUGUUCAGUUGUCUUUGAAGACUACAGGCUGUGGAGUAAAGAAGUCAGGGGUUGAUUUUGAGGAGGCCGGAGACUCAGAAACUAGUCGACUUUGCAAACUCCGCUGUUUUCCCCCUGUAGCACUCGUUUGGGAUACAACAUCUGGUCUUCACAUAUUUCCAAACUUGUAUUCUGGAACAAUUGUGGUGGAUUCCUCACCAGCCCUUUGGAGUUCAACUCAGAAGUCUGACAAGACCAUUGUUUUGUUGCUGGUAGACCCACAUUGUUCAUAUACAACUAGUGUUGCUGCUUCCAUCACUGCUGCAGCCCGUAGGUUUUUGCUUUUAUACAGUUCACAGAUUGUUGGUUUCUCCAUUGCUGUUGUCUUUUUCGCUCUGAUGCGGCAAGCAUAUGCUUGGGAGCUUGAUCUACAUAUACCUUCAGUUCUGUUCUCAACAGCUUCCUCCAGUCAUAAGCUUCAUUGUCAUCUCAAUAAUUUGCUAUUUAAUUGCAAAUGGAUCCAUGAUUAUGUUGAUAUUGAUCUCCCAAAUGGUCUUUUAUGUGGCUGCCAGUCUACAUGUUUUCGUCAGGAAACGGUUGGUGCUCUUGAGGCUCGACUUCUCUCCGUUAUUGACAAAGGUAUGCUUGGAGAUUGCUUUGGAGGUCUAAGGGAUGUGGAGAAGUGCAGCGAUAGCCUAGUCAUAGUCACAACAUUCCCUGAUCUUGCCCCUAAGCAUGAUUCUGCAGUUAUAAUUACAAAGCUUUUGCCAUUUAGGAUUCCUUAG